Musca vetustissima is the source of this 246-nucleotide messenger RNA. RefSeq lists its product as uncharacterized. The coding region runs from base 14 to 166 and encodes 50 amino acids. The transcript is spliced from 2 exons. NCBI's taxonomy places the organism in Eukaryota, Metazoa, Arthropoda, Insecta, Diptera, Muscidae. The record is from RefSeq and is a predicted model, not a curated record.
AAAUAAUUACAAAAUGUUUCGUAUGCCACCACAAGUUGACCCCGCUGAGGAGAAGAAACGCGUCCAGGCUGAUGUUAGAAAUAACUUCAUAAUGUUUACUGUUUUAUGCGCUGCCAUUAGAUUGGCUCCCUUUUGCAUUGGAAAAGUGAUGAACCAAACCGCCUAGCACUUGGAUAACAUUACCUGGACACAAAUAGCUUCUACUUUAUACAGUAAAGCUGUUUCGUUACUAUCGAAAUAGUUUGA